This is a messenger RNA of Cyphellophora europaea CBS 101466, 873 nucleotides long. RefSeq lists its product as uncharacterized. The transcript has a single exon. Bases 1 to 873 code for a protein of 290 amino acids. Gene Ontology annotation, molecular function: oxidoreductase activity. Lineage: Eukaryota; Fungi; Ascomycota; Eurotiomycetes; Chaetothyriales; Cyphellophoraceae. The record is from RefSeq and is a predicted model, not a curated record.
AUGUCCGCCACCGCUACUCAGACCGCAACCACUACUCUUACAUCCGACAAGGAUGCCUCUUAUAUCCCCAGAGGGCCGGUCACUACGACUUUGAACUUCUUCAAGGACCCAGAGGAUGGAGCGAAGCCUCAUAAUUACGUCGAGCCACAGCCAGAGGGCACACCCCAGAGGAACUUUGGCAUGACCACCACCGAUGUUCAGAUGAAUGACGUUCGGGGCCGCGAGUCCGAUUUCUAUCUUGAUAAGGAUGCAUUCGAGACAUUCCAAACGGUCCCUUCGAAAAUGCAGUACGAUGACUGGGCCGACGACGAGAAAGUUACGGGCGUCUACUAUCCCGAGGUAGUCCAGUUCCUUCUCGAUAACGUCCCGGGAGCGCACAAAGUGACCUUGUUCGACCACACAAUCCGCCGAAGCAAUCCCGAUGCGCCACGAGCGCCCGUCACCAGAGUGCACGUCGACCAAACCGCUCGAUCCACUGAGUGGCGAGUCAAGCUUCAUAACCCAGAUGAGGCAGACGAGCUAUUGAAAGGUCGCUACCGCAUCAUCAAUGUUUGGAGGCCUCUGAACGGCCCUGUCCAGGCCCACCCCCUCGGAUUUGCCAGUGCAGAAAGCGUCGAUGACAAUGACCUGGUUCCUGUGGAGCACAGGUACCCGCACCGGACUGGUGAGACCGCGGGAGUCAGGUACAAGCCAGAGCAGAAGUUCUACUACUGGUCGGGCAUGAAGAAUGAUGAGCGGCUCUUCUUGAAGUGCUACGACAGCAAGGAUGGUGUCGGCCAAAGAGUGCCACACACGGCCUUUGUGGAUCCUCGGACUCCUGAGGGCGCAAGAGGGCGCGAGAGCAUUGAAGUUAGGGCUCUUGUGUACGGUUAG